AUGGCAAUCGAAGUUAGAGAGAUAACAGACUCAAGCUAUACUCAAACAUUAUCAGACUUGGGUAUAAGAUUAUUUUAUGACACCUUUUUUGACGCUAAUACAGCCUCUGAUAAGCAAGCUUAUCUUGAUGAAACUGAUUCCUCCAUGUCUACAUUCAUGGCAUACAAUACAGAAAAUGAUUCGCCUGUAAGUUUUUGUCAAUUAAGACAAAACAAGGAUGUGUAUAACUUUAUUCAAGAUUCCGAUGCUAUCGAGCUUCAAAGAAUUUAUGUGGAUAAACGAUAUAUUGGUAAAGGGGUUGGUAAAACACUUUUGAACUCGAGUCUUGAAAAAGUCCGUCAAUUAUGCAAACAAGCAAUGCGGUUAGGUGUUUGGGAGCGUGAUCCUUCAGCUAUUAACUUUUAUACACGUCGAGGUUUCUAUAAAGUAGGAAGCUAUACAUUCAAAUUAGGUUCACAAGAAGAUACAGAUCAUAUCAUGAUCAAGAAACUUUAG
This is a messenger RNA of Cokeromyces recurvatus, 495 nucleotides long. RefSeq names its product acyl-CoA N-acyltransferase. The transcript is spliced from 2 exons. The coding region runs from base 1 to 495 and encodes 164 amino acids. Lineage: Eukaryota; Fungi; Mucoromycota; Mucoromycetes; Mucorales; Mucoraceae. The record is from RefSeq and is a predicted model, not a curated record. Gene Ontology annotation, molecular function: acyltransferase activity, transferring groups other than amino-acyl groups.